AGAAGAUUUAAAAGCCAUGCCCCUUGAAACUCAUUGGCUGAAUAGAUAUAUGACCUAAGGAAAUGAUGUCAUCAUUACAUUGUUUUUAGUAUGAAAGCUGAUGGGUAGAGACAAGAUUUUAAUUUGAUUCCAGAUUUAAAUAAUCUCGGAGACUAGGUAUCACGGCCGGGGAAUGGCUUCCAAUAGCUGUAAAAGCAAAAUUAUUUCAAAUGUUCUUUCCUGUCUUAACUACAAGACUGGAAAAUUCAUCAUUGCAGAAAGCAAGAGAGUUGGCACUUUGUACAGAGUUAUACAAUUAUCCAUCAUUGGAUACCUUGUUGGGUAUGUAUUCCUGAGCAAGAAGUCCUACCAGGCCAAGGAGGAAUCUAUCCAGAGUGCUGUGAUUACCAAACUGAAGGGAGUGGCGGUCACCAACACCGCAGAGUCCGGACAGAUGGUGUGGGAGCCUGUGGACUAUGUCAUUCCACCCCAGGGUGAAGCAGUUUUUUUCAUUGUUACCAAUUUUAUAGAGACACCUAACCAGAAGUUGGGCAACUGUGCUGAGAGCCCUGAUGUGCCGGAUGGCCACUGUAAGGGAGAUAAAGACUGUGCAAAGGGAGAGUCAGUGAAAGCUGGCCAUGGAUUUAGGACAGGCCGCUGCUUGAGAGACAACGGGAAAUCCAGUGGUACGUGUGAGAUAUAUAGCUGGUGCCCCAUUGAGAGUUACCACCAAUCACAGGAUGGACAUAAACGCAUGUCUAUUUUAAGAGAAGCUGAGAACUUCACCAUCUUCAUAAAGAAUUUCAUCCGAUUUCCCAAAUUCAGUUUCUCAAAGGCCAAUGUUCAGGACACAGCUGACAAAUACCAUCUGAAGAAAUGUCACUAUGAUGAGCUCCUUGAACCCUACUGCCCCAUAUUUCGCCUGGGAGACAUUGUUUACCAGACUGGACACAGCUUUCAGGACAUGGUUUUGAGGGGUGGUUCAAUUGGAAUUCUGAUUAAGUGGAAGUGUGACCUUGACAGAGAUCACUCAGAAUGCAAGCCCCGGUACAACUUUACUCGCAUUGACAUUAAUGGGUCCAGAGAGUCCACAGGAUUCAACUUCAGACAUGCUCGGUAUUACAAAAAUGAGUCUGGAGAAGUCUACCGAACACAAUUCAAAGUGUAUGGCAUACGCAUCAACAUCAUGGUGCAUGGAAAGGCUGGAAAGUUCUGUAUCAUUCCCACCGUUAUCAAUAUAGGCUCAGGACUAGCUUGUAUUGGUGGUGGGACCUGGCUCUGUGACUGGAUUCUUCUCUACCUAAUGAAAAAGAGGGAGUUCUAUAAGGACUGGAAGUUUGAAAACGUCAAGAAGAAAGACAGAAACCUUUCUGACAUCACAGAACAAUAUAACGGUUCUAAAGAGGAUACAAAACAAACCCCAGAAGAACAACUGGUCACUGACGUAUCAACUGUGCUUUAACACUAUGGCAGCAGCUCACUGACCUAUCACCAGAGGUUUAAUCAUGACAGCAGCUCACUUAGCCGUACCUAAAGAAGCUGGUUGAGAGAAUGCCAAGAUUGUGCAAAGCUGUCAUCAAUGCAAAGGGUGGCUACUUUGAAGAAUCUCAAAUAUAAAAUACAUUUUGAUUUGUUUAACACUUUUUUGGUUACUACAUGAUUGCAUAUGUGUUAUUUCAUAGUUCUGAUGUCUUCACUAUUAUUUUACAAUGUAGAAAAUAGUCAAAAUAAAGAAAAACCUUUGAAUGAGUAGGUGUGUCCACAUUUUUGACUGGUACUGUACAUACAAAGGUUCAGUAUAUAACACCAUAAAGUCUCAUAUGCUAAUGAACUUGACAGUUUUGCCAUGCAUGCUUACUCUAUCUAUCUAGAAUCAAGACUAGACAAGAAAUGAUUGAAUGAGCAAACUGGUAUUUUUUACUGUCUUGUCUGGUCACUGAUCACUUGUGAGGUAACACCUUAAGACAUACUUUCUGGGUGAGUUCAAAUCUCAGAUAUCAUUAUUUUAGCUGAAUUAGUUAACGUUGAUGGCAUAUCAAUAGACUACAUAUGAAGAUAUAGUGUUAGAUUAAGAUAUUCACGUAACAUUUCAGGUAUCAAUACUAAGCUAUUUAAAUUAGGAUAGGAUGAACUUUAAUGUUUUAUUUUUAUUUUUAUUUUUUCAGAACAACAGCAAUGCCAUCCAUCUUGUCUAGUGAGUGAGUGGGAGGAGCAGGACAGACAACAUCUUCCUCCCCUUUAUCUAACCCCAAGCCUAACAACAGUGUACCACACCCAAAGGACUAGACCCAAAUGAACACCCAAAUGAACUGAACCAACCACUUAUCAGCGAGACAAGUCCUGAUAAGGAGUCUACCACAUAAGUUGAUGAGCCCUCUUGGAGAGGUGCUACAUUUCGGUACUCAUUUCUUACAGACUCAUACACAAGAGCAACAUAAUAAGUAAUUAACUUAACAUCUCUUUAACAAUGUGACAAUGUUGUGAUAAGGUCAGUGGAAGUUAGGCGUCUAAAUGGCAGGUAAUCCAAAAAGAAGACAAAAAGGUGGCCAGUUGGAUACAAAAACAUACUUUAAAAAAUAU
Molecule: messenger RNA, 2559 nt
Organism: Salvelinus fontinalis (brook trout)
Lineage: Eukaryota; Metazoa; Chordata; Actinopteri; Salmoniformes; Salmonidae
Product: P2X purinoceptor 5-like
Exons: 13
Coding region: 173-1441 (422 amino acids)
Biological process (GO): response to ATP; monoatomic cation transmembrane transport
Cellular component (GO): plasma membrane; nuclear inner membrane
Molecular function (GO): purinergic nucleotide receptor activity; extracellularly ATP-gated monoatomic cation channel activity
Source: RefSeq, a predicted model, not a curated record